GCGCUGGUGCCACUCCCGGAGCUGAUGGUGCAGGUGGAAGCCGGAGGGAUGCACACGGUGUGCCUCAGCCAGACAGGAAAAAUCUACACCUUUGGCUGCAACGAUGAAGGUGCCCUCGGGCGCGACACCUCGGCGGAAGGGUCGGAGACCACGCCGGGGCUGGUGGAUCUGCAGGAGAAGGUGGUGCAGGUCUCUGCGGGGGACAGCCACACGGCCGCGCUGACGGAGGACGGCAGGGUUUUUAUCUGGGGCUCUUUCCGGGAUAACAACGGGGUGAUCGGCUGGCUGGAGCCCAUGAAGACGAGCUCCGUUCCUGUGCUGCUGGAGCUCAGUGCACCCGUCGUUAAAAUUGUCUCAGGGAACGACCACUUGGUGAUGCUGACGGUGGACGGUGACCUCUUCACGUGUGGCUGCGGAGAGCAGGGCCAGCUGGGGAGAGUGCCGGCGCUCUUCGCCAACCGUGGCGGAAGGAAAGGGCUGCAGCGCCUGCUGGUCCCCCAGCGCGUCCCUGUCAGAGGCAAAGGCAACAGAGGCAAAAUGCGCUUCCAGGACGCCUUUUGCGGGGCUUACUUCACCUUUGCCGUCACGCAGGAGGGACACAUCUAUGGAUUCGGCCUCUCCAACUACCACCAGCUGGGGACCCAGGGCACCGAGCCCUGCUUCUCCCCGCAGAACCUGACGUGCUUCAAGAACUCCACCAAGUCCUGGGUCGGGUUCUCUGGCGGGCAGCACCACACCGUGUGCGUCGACUCGGAGGGUAAAGCCUACAGCCUGGGCAGGGCCGAGUACGGCCGCCUGGGCCUGGGGGCGGGGGCGGAGGAGAAGAGCACCCCCACCGUCAUCCCGGAGCUCCCCAGCAUCUCCUCUGUCGCGUGCGGCGCGUCGGUCGGCUACGCCAUCAGCAGUGACG
This is a messenger RNA of Pterocles gutturalis (yellow-throated sandgrouse), 910 nucleotides long. It is a transcript of the gene RCC1, whose product is annotated as regulator of chromosome condensation 1. Gene Ontology annotation, cellular component: cytoplasm. The annotation marks the transcript as partial. Lineage: Eukaryota; Metazoa; Chordata; Aves; Pterocliformes; Pteroclidae. The transcript is spliced from 7 exons. The record is from RefSeq and is a predicted model, not a curated record. Gene Ontology annotation, molecular function: guanyl-nucleotide exchange factor activity.